Molecule: messenger RNA, 1548 nt
Organism: Verticillium nonalfalfae
Lineage: Eukaryota; Fungi; Ascomycota; Sordariomycetes; Glomerellales; Plectosphaerellaceae
Exons: 10
Coding region: 1-1548 (515 amino acids)
Source: RefSeq, a predicted model, not a curated record
AUGACGGUCAAGUGGUCAGGCAGCGGAGCGACUACUCCCAGCAACGACAGCCAAAUUUUCGACGAUGUCGAGAAAGGUCUGAGGCCUACUGCCGUCGAGAGCCUCCCGUCACCCGUUUCACCAAUCCAUGAGGGUAUUACUCCGACUUCCAGCUUUCCCGCUCUGUCGCAGACUCUCCUACCAGCCUGCCAUUUCCAAGAGAAGAAUCCUGCGCCUGGGCCGCCUGCUGCCAAGGCAACCACAACCGUUCAACCUCGACCAAAGCCCAGUCGCUGGAUCCUCUUUCGACUUUGGUUCAGCACCUAUCGCAAGUUCUUCACCUUCAUCGUGGCCCUCAACCUGACCGGCAUCGUCUUGGCAAUACUUGGUCGCUUCCCCUACGCCGAGAACCAUCUCGGUGCUCUCUUGCUUGGUAAUCUUCUUACUGCCGUGUUGAUGAGAAACGAACUUUUCCUAAGGUUUCUCUACUUCAUCUCUAUCUACGGCCUUCGCAGCUGGGCACCGACCUGCUUCAAGAUUGCAGUAACCUCAGCUCUCCAGCACGUUGGUGGGAUACACUCUGGUUGUGCGCUUUCCGGCGCUGCUUGGCUGGUUUACAAAGUUGUCGACAUUGUUGUCCACCGGGCCUCUCAACACGGCGCUGUCAUCGCCACAGGCAUCAUCACCAGUAUCCUCGUCAUCAUCUCCAUUCUCAGCGCUUUCCCAUGGGUUCGCAACAAUCAUCACAACACCUUUGAAAGGCACCAUCGCUUCAUCGGAUGGCUUGGCCUGGCGGCCACGUGGUGCUUUACCAUUCUCGGCAACGUCUAUGACAUCAAGCGCGGAGAGUGGAGGUCGGACGCUCACUCUCUUCUCAGCGCACAGGAACUGUGGUUUGCUGUUUUCAUGACCGUCUUCAUUGCCAUACCUUGGAUUACACUACGGGAAGUUCCUGUUGAGGUCGAGAUUCCGUCACCCAAAGUCGCGAUCCUCAAGUUCGAGCGCGGCAUGCAGCAAGGUCUCCUCGGCAGGAUCAGCCGCACUUCCAUCAUGGAGUACCACGCAUUCGGCAUCAUCAGCGAGGGCCGCAAAUCGGGCUGUCACUACAUGAUCUGCGGUGUGCAGGGCGACUUUACGAAAGGCCUCGUGGCCGAUCCGCCCAAGACGGUGUGGACGAGGGAGCUCAAGUUCGCCGGAGUCGGUCACGCGUCCGCCAUGUUCAAGAGGGGUAUCCGAAUCUGCACGGGGACCGGCAUCGGCGCCGCGCUGUCGACUUGCAUCCAAAGCCCCAACUGGUUCUUCAUCUGGAUCGGGUCGGACCAGGAAAAGACAUUCGGGCCUACGAUCAGUGGCCUCAUCCACAAGCACAUUGAGUCUGAUCGCAUGAUCCUGUGGGACUCCAAACAGCGGGGCGGCCGGCCGGAUACCUUGCAGCUCCUGCAAGACGUCUACAAGAGCUUCGGCGCUGAGGUCAUCUUCAUCACGUCCAACAAGCAGGGCAACGACGAGAUGAUGCAGGGUUGUCUUGCUACUGGCAUGAACGCAUUUGGAACGCUGUGGGACUUUUGA